Messenger RNA from Saccharomyces paradoxus, 1983 nucleotides. It is a transcript of the gene CHS5, whose product is annotated as Chs5p. Bases 1 to 1983 code for a protein of 660 amino acids. The transcript has a single exon. Gene Ontology annotation, molecular function: protein dimerization activity. Gene Ontology annotation, biological process: conjugation with cellular fusion; Golgi to plasma membrane transport. The record is from RefSeq and is a predicted model, not a curated record. Gene Ontology annotation, cellular component: trans-Golgi network; exomer complex. NCBI's taxonomy places the organism in Eukaryota, Fungi, Ascomycota, Saccharomycetes, Saccharomycetales, Saccharomycetaceae.
AUGUCUUCAGUUGAUGUAUUGUUAACAGUAGGUAAGUUGGAUGCCUCAUUGGCGUUACUGACUACUCAGGAUCAUCAUGUUAUUGAGUUUCCUACAGUAUUAUUACCAGAAAAUGUUAAAGCUGGAUCUAUCAUUAAAAUGCAAGUAUCUCAAAAUUUAGAGGAAGAACGAAAACAAAGAAACCAUUUUAAGAGUAUACAAGCUAAAAUCUUGGAGAAAUAUGGUACUCAUAAACCAGAAAGCCCAGUUUUGAAAAUUGUGAACGUUACGCAAACAAGCUGUGUUCUUGCAUGGGAACCAUUGAAACUUGGCUCAGCAAAAUUGAAAUCUCUGAUCCUUUAUAGGAAGGGAAUACGUUCGAUGGUAAUUCCAAAUCCAUUUAAAGUGACUACCACAAAAAUAUCCGGUCUUUCUGUUGACACGCCAUACGAAUUCCAAUUGAAGCUGAUAACUACGUCAGGAACAUUGUGGUCCGAAAAAAUUAUAUUGCGUACACAUAAAAUGACAGAUAUGUCUGGUAUUACUGUAUGUUUGGGUCCAUUGGAUUCAUUGAAAGAGAUUUCAGACGUACAGAUAUCUCAAUGUUUGUCUCACAUCGGCGCGAGACCUUUACAACGUCACGUUGCCAUAGAUACUACGCAUUUUGUCUGUAACGAUUUGGAUAAUGAAGAAAGCAAUGAAGAGCUGAUAAAGGCAAAGCACAACAACAUACCAAUUGUCAGACCAGAAUGGGUGAGAGCUUGUGAGGUCGAGAAAAGAAUUGUCGGUGUUAGAGGAUUUUACUUGGACGCAGACCAAAGUAUACUGAAAAACUACACAUUCCCACCAGUAAAUGAAGAAGAACUUUCACACUCGAAGGAAAAUGAACCGGUACCCGAAGUAGCAGAUGAAAAUAAGAAGCUCGGGGACACUACAGAUCUCGAACAGGUUGCAUCGCAUAAUGAUGAUGAGGACAAGCUUUCGCAAGUUAAGGAACAAGAAGGAAAGAAUGAAGAUGAAGCCGCUCAAGUAAGCCCUACGGAAGACACAUUUCAUGCUUCAACCGCCUUGGAGAAUGAAACCACUGUUGAAACUGUCAAUCCAUCGCUACGGAGUUUGAAAAGUGAACCUGUCGGUACUCCAAAUAUCGACCAAAACAAAGUGGCCUCUUCCGCAGAGGGCAUGGAAGAAGAACCCACCGAAACUGUGGCUGAAACUUUUUCGAAUGAAGAAGCAAUAGAUCAGAAGAUUGACGAUGCCGAUACUCACAUUAACGAGCAAGCUAGUGAUGGAUUGGCGGGGACUGAAGAAAGAGCCGAAAACGAUAUAAAUAAAGAAGUUGUAAGGGAAAAUGACGAAACCACAGAAGACUUCCCCGUGGAAUCCGAACAUUUAGAAGCUGAAUCUGAAACCCCGGAAGUAAAUGAAUCGGCAGAACCAGCCAGCGAGCCUGUAGAACCAGCCAGUGAACCCGCAGAGGAAACCAAUGAACCUGUAGAACCAGCCAGUGAACCCGCAGAGGAAACCAAUGAACCUGUAGAACCAGCCAGUGAACCUGCAGAGGAAACCACUGAACCUUCAGAGGAAACCAAUGAACCUGCAGAAGGAACUUAUGCAUCCUCUAAUGAAAUCGCUGCUCCGAGAUAUCAAGAAGAAGAUAUAGAACUUGAAACCGUACCUAAAGUCGCCACUGAAAAUGCUACAGUGGACCCAUGCAAUGAACCAACAAAACCAGAAAAAAUAGUUGCAGGGGCACAAGAUGAUGCAAACGAUCCUUCCAUAGGAGCUGCUUCGAACGAAAAUAUUCCUGACCAAAAAACUGAUAUUUCUGCUUCUAUUGAAGGCAGUGAGAUCACGGAAGAGCAGGAGACGACGGAAGCUGACGUAGCUGCCGAUGACGUUUUGGCUACUGAAGAACCCAAAAAAAAUAACGGCAGUAGCAACAGCAACAACAAUAAUAAGAAGAAAAAUAAGAGGAACAAGAAAAAGGGGAAAAAGAAAUGA